Caenorhabditis remanei is the source of this 1290-nucleotide messenger RNA. RefSeq lists its product as uncharacterized. The transcript has 8 exons. The record is from RefSeq and is a predicted model, not a curated record. Bases 1 to 1290 code for a protein of 429 amino acids. Lineage: Eukaryota; Metazoa; Nematoda; Chromadorea; Rhabditida; Rhabditidae.
AUGCGUACGAAGUCUCUAUUUUAUGGAUUACCUCAUAUUCCGAGAUGGAAAAUAAUUCGGUUGAUGGAUUAUGAAUCCAAAUAUCAAUUGGGAAAAUGCUCAAAACGUACAUACAAUAUUAUCGAUUCAAUCAUCUUUCCUCUUGAUAAAAUAAUAUUCAGAUCAAGACCUAGAAGUAUUGAAAUAGAAAUAGUUAAUAAUUUUGGAGGUCUCCCAAUUUAUUGCAUUUUUUCAAAACGAGACAAUGAGAAUUGUGAGAGGAGUAUUGAUGGAUGCAAGUCGAUUGUAAGAGGGGAUUUUGUGACAAUUGCAUUGAUGGAAUUGAGGAAAAUAUUCUGUUACAAAAAGUCAAGAACCCGUGUUAUCAACAUAGAAGAAACAUUCGAAAACAAUACAAGAAGUACGCUAAUCAGUAAAAUCACAUCCGUUCUGUCAUCUCUUGGACAUCAAUUUGGACCUAGAACUGAACUGCAUAUUUUGAAAGAUAUUGUUAAAUUGGAACAAUGGAAGAAAGUGCAGUCUGUAUACAUUUGUCAUGACCAACUUGAUGUACCAGUUGAAAGUAUUAAACAUCUUUCGUAUUAUCAUAAUGAACGACAGAAAACUUCAAUGGAGAUCAAAACAAUAAUUGAGAACUAUUUCGAUUCGGAGUUCUUUGUCAGAGCAAGAUUGAAGUGCCAAGAGAAUCCAUUUAAUUCUGAUUUUGAUCUACCAUUUCAUUUCAAUCCUUCAACUCAAAUAUACAGAUUUCAAAAAGGGGAAACUGCAUUUUCAGCCAAAACAACUCCUGACGGAUUUGUUUUUGUUCGAAAACAUAAAAACAUCAAUCACCUGCUCACUCCACAUUAUGUCAUAUCAAAAAGUGGUUUGUUGCUGCGUCGCAAAUGUUACGCAAUUUGGAAAAAACUGCCACCUGGUUGUGAGACAUACGCCUCGAGAUACUUAAGUUGUAUCAGGGAGUGUGAGAAGCUUUACAAAGAAAACAUAGAACUGAAAGUGGCAGCAUGUCUUUUUGUUGCUUGUCAUCAUUUGAACUCAACAAAUUCGAUCAUUGAUAUUUCUGAAGUUUUUGGAGUUUCUGUAGAAGAAAUAGUGAGAUUCGCCAUACUAGUUGUAACCUGUAGAAUCCCUAUGAAUAUAGCAGCUGCCACAAUCUACAUGACAACUAAAGUGACUUCCGAGAAACGGACAAUCAUAGAGAUUGGAGAGAAGACUAAGACGGGAGUGGCAUCGAAUCUCGAAUUAUUCGAAAUAAUGUGGGCUGAAAAGGCUGAAUUGUUACCAGAAUAA